Messenger RNA from Penicillium argentinense, 1473 nucleotides. Its product is annotated as BAR and SH3 domain-containing protein. The transcript has 4 exons. Bases 1 to 1473 code for a protein of 490 amino acids. Gene Ontology annotation, cellular component: actin cortical patch; medial cortex; mating projection tip. The record is from RefSeq and is a predicted model, not a curated record. Gene Ontology annotation, molecular function: protein binding; lipid binding. Lineage: Eukaryota; Fungi; Ascomycota; Eurotiomycetes; Eurotiales; Aspergillaceae. Gene Ontology annotation, biological process: actin cortical patch localization; endocytosis; plasma membrane tubulation.
AUGCAGGGCAUGCAGAUGCGUUUUGGUCGGAUGACCACCAAGCGGACGGCCGACGACAGCCAGGUCGCCGUGCUCUUAAAGGAUUUCGAAGAUGCCGACAUGCUUUUGUCCAGGAUCGCGGAUUCGACAAAAGCCUGGCGCGAUGCCUGGGUGUCCAUCGCCACCUUCCAAAGCCGCAUGAUGGAUGAAUUCGAUGGGUUCUAUGCUCCCAUCGCCGGCUCCGCUGAAACACCCUCCCCGCAUCGACCCGUGGAAACCGACGCGACGCUCCUCGGUCGAACCAACCGGAUGCGCAAGGAGUAUGACGAUCUCCGCGAGGAGAUGAUCCAGGAACUCGAGGUCGUCGAGGAGCGCAUGUCGCAGCCGGCGGAAAAUGCAAAGAGCUACCUGGCGCCGAUGAAGAAGACGAUUAAGAAGCGGAACGAUAAGAAGUCCGAAUUCGAAGUCUACCAGGGCAAGGUCGACAGCCUCAUUCACAAGCCCAAGCGGACCGAACGCGAAAAUGCCAACCUCGUCAAGGCGAGGACGGAUCUGGCCAGCGCCAAAGAGGUGUACCAAGCAGCCGACGAUGACCUGCGUCGUCGCCUGCCGACGUUGAUCUCGCUCCUGUUCUCGCUGGCUCCCAUCAUCCUCAAGGCUCAGGUCGAGAUCCAAAAUCGCAUGCUCGGAACAUACUACACGGUACUCCUCUCCUUCUGCGAAGAGAAUGGAUUCCCAGUUCCGCCAGCACCGAUGGACCAAAUUACCACCGACUUCGAACUUGCCCACGACCCCAUUCGAGGCCAGAUCGAAGGCAUGGGCUGCCUCGCGCAGGGCAAGGCAAUUCGACAGGCGCAGGCCAAUGAACAGAAUAAACGCCCCACUCUUCAGGGUCGCACCAACAGCAUGGCAACGACGGUUUCGACGUCCUCGCGUUCUUCCAUUCCUUCCAUUGCUUCUUUUCGCGGUGCCCCUGCUCCCCAGCGCCCGAUGCCCACUCCAGUCACCUGCGGAUCUGAGGUUUCGUCGCCAGCCUCUUCGUACAUGACAGCCCGGAACUCCGUCUCUGUAGCCUCGGGCACGUCGCCUUUGCCAUCAGGAAGUGACUCUUACACGCCGCCUCCGGAUUCGAUGCCACCCCCGCAAACAACCACCCCGUUACCCAGCGGCGUGUCGUUCUCUCCUGCUGCCCCGCCGCAGGAUCAUUUCCAGCGAAGCCACCAACACAGCUCCCUCAACGCCGGGCCGAGCAUCCCCUUCGCGAAUGGGGAGCCCUUCGCCAUGGCCGCACUGAAGAAGAAGAAGCCCCCGCCUCCACCUCGUCCCAUUUUUGUCACGGCCAUGUAUGACUUUGACGGGCAGGGUGAUGGGGAUCUGGUGUUCCGCGAGGGUGACCGCAUUCGUGUUAUGAAGAAAACGAGCAGUACGGAUGAUUGGUGGGAGGGUGAGCUCGCUGGUGUGCAGGGAUAUUUCCCUGCCAACUAUGUUGAGUAG